UUUCCCUUACUAUAUCAACGACUUAAAAAAAUAUAAUGCAGAAGAUAGUCAAAAUGAUGAUUUAUUCAAGAUAGACCAAAUUGCUAAAAAUGAAAAUGGUGCCACGGCCGGAAAUGUUGAAAUUUCUCGACCAACUAAAAAAGAAGGAAUUCUCUCUAACAAAAAAGAAAUUCUAAUUGAGGCUGACCAAAAGGAAAACAAAAUUACCGAACACUUUUCCCAAGAUUCUGGAGCUCGAGCUAGCGAUGAAAGUUUGACCCAAAUCUUCGGGAUGCGUGAAGGAUUAACACCUUUCGAAUUCUUUAUCUCAGUUUAUGGAGCUGUGAAAGGAAUGAUUGAUAUUGCCUUGAAAACUGCCGAAGCUGGUUAUCUAACUCGGCGUUUAGUGGAAUCUACCCAAAACCUGGCGAUAAUUUCCCCCGAUUGCGAAAUAAAUACUGGCACGCUUUUUGUGGAAAGUGGUCUGCCACUCAGCAAAAGAGUUUACGGUCGUUAUUUAGCCCAAGAUAUAUCCGACAAGGAAGAAAAAACUAUUUUAACUCGCAAUACCCUCCUACUAGAAAAAGAAAUAAAAAUUAUUCAAGAAAAAGGAAUCACGGAGAAAUGCUAUGGCUUAGAUUUAAGUAAACCGGGAGAAGCAAUUGCCUUGGGAACCGCCGUGGGAGUAAUUGCGGCUCAAUCCUUAGGAGAACCAGGAACUCAGUUGACUAUGCGAACUUUCCACAGUGGAGGAAUUGCCGGCGAUGAAGACAUUACCCAAGGUCUACCAAAAGUCAAGCAAAUUUUUGAUAACAUUAAGCCCGACAAGGAAGAAAAAACUAUUUUGGCUAAGACCAAUGGAAAGAUAAUUAGUAUUGAAGAAAAAAUAAUUAAGCAAAAAAGCGAGGAGGGGAAAGAAAUUAUUUAUCCGCUCGGUAAGAAAAAGAAGGUGCGAGUCAGUCAAGGAGACCUAGUAAAAAAGGGUGAAAGACUUACGGGUGGAAAAGUAGAUUUGGAAGAAUUCCUUGAAAUUGUGGGACGAAAUAAUUGUCAGGAAUAUAUUAAAGAGGAAGUAAGGAAAGUAUAUGAAAACCAGGGAAUAGAGGUUAAUGAGAAACACAUUGAAAUCUUUGCUCGACAAAUGCUCUCCAAGGUAGAAAUAACCAAUAGUGGAGAUAGCAACUAUUUAGUGGGCGAUUUAGUAAAUUAUCACGAACUAGAAAAAAAUAAUCAAAAGUUAUUGGUCAACAAAAAACAACCAGCUUCUUUCAAAAAUAUCAUUUCUAGCCUAAAAGAUUUAGCAUCUCAUCCAGAUUCUUUCUUAGCCGGAAUUUCUUUCCAAAACACCUUAAAGAGUUUAGUUAAUUAUUCUUUAUAUCAACCAGUUGAUUACUUACGAGGAUGCAAAGAGAACUUAAUUGCUGGUCAAUUAAUACCAGUUGGAACUGGUUUUAAGGAACGAGAAAAAUUUCGACGAAAAAGCACUCGGGAAACAUAA
Molecule: messenger RNA, 1477 nt
Organism: Funneliformis geosporum
Lineage: Eukaryota; Fungi; Glomeromycota; Glomeromycetes; Glomerales; Glomeraceae
Source: the annotation of a GenBank genome assembly